AUGCGGAAGAGUUAUGUGCCUGCAGUGCUGACAGACUUACACAGUGGAGGCCCGGCUGGAGCUGUAUAUGGAUUCCUGUUUGUGUGGGCUGGUGUCGCAGGUACCUUUGUGGUUCUAGCGGAGUUGGCAUCAAUGGCACCAACAUCUGGAGGGCAGUAUCAUUGGACAUCCAUGCUGGCCCCGCGAUCGUGCAUGAAACUCAUGAGUUACCUGACAGGUUGGCUUACUGUCAUUGGAUGGCAAGCCACAUAUGCAACCUCGUGCUAUUUGGUCGGCACGUUGAUUCAAGGCUUGAUCGUGCUCACAAACAGUACAUAUGAACCCAAGAACUGGCAUGGAACUCUUCUAUUCUGGGCGAUUGUCGUAUUUUGUGUCGCUAUUAACAGUGUUGGAGGGAAACUCCUUCCGCGAUUUGAGGGCAUGAUCUUGAUCCUCCACAUCCUUGGCUUCUUCGCGAUUCUCAUCCCCUUGACGUACAUGGCCGAUCAUGGAAGUUCCAAGGAAGUCUUUACGCAGUUCCUAAACUUGGGAGAAUUCCCUUCCCAAGGACUGUCGUUCUUCGUCGGAAUUGUCGGAUGUAUCUAUGCGUUUGCCGGCGGUGAUGCCGCGGUUCAUAUGUCCGAAGAAAUCACAAAUGCCGCCGUUGCAGUCCCCACCUCGAUCAUGCUGAGUGUCUUGAUCAACGGAUCCUUAGGUUUCGGCAUGUUGAUCGCCAUGCUGUUUUGCAGCGGCAAUCUUGCAUCGGCCCUCCACUCACCUACUGGGUACCCAUUCAUGGCAAUUUUCAAGCAGGCCACAGGAUCCACAGCCGGAACAGCGGUGAUGGGCUCGAUCGUUACUACCAUGGGUGCCACCACAUCAGUUGGCAUGUUGGCGUCCACUUCGCGGCAGUUCUGGUCCUUCGCGAGAGACCGCGGCAUUCCCGGCUGGCGAUUGUGGAGCCAGAAACCGCAGGUCACCGAGCACUCUGCCGUCCCCCUAUACUCCGUUUUGGCAACAUCUGUGAUUGCCUGCCUCCUCGCGCUCAUCAAUAUUGGCUCCGCCGUCGCCUUCAAUGACCUCUGCUCCAUGGCAAUCUCUGGUCUCUACCUGUCAUACAUGGUGGUUGGCGGUCUUCUUCUCUGGCGCCGUUGCACGGGCGGGAUCAGCUCUGUUCGCAGCAGCGAUUCCGCUAUCAUCAACACCGCUGGCGCGAAGCUCGUCUGGGGCCCAUUUCAUGUGCCCGGCAUCUGGGGUAUUAUUAUUAACACCUGGGCUUUGAUUUACAUGACAAUUGCUGUCUUCUUUAGCUUCUGGCCACCAGAUUGGGUGGUGACUGUCCAGACUAUGAACUUUAGUGUCGUUGGGACUAUGGGAACUAUCAUCCUCAGUCUUUUCUACUACUAUGUACGUGCGAGGAAGGUCUAUAACGGGCCUAUCAUGGAGGAUACUCUGUAA
Molecule: messenger RNA, 1437 nt
Organism: Penicillium egyptiacum
Lineage: Eukaryota; Fungi; Ascomycota; Eurotiomycetes; Eurotiales; Aspergillaceae
Source: the annotation of a GenBank genome assembly